AGCAGCAGCUGCAGAGGCACAGCUGGGCCAUGAGCUUCCAGUGCAGUCCUGACACCGACAUCGCAGACUGGCUGGCCACCAUCCACUUGGAGAGGUAUCGGGAUGUUUUUAAGCGGCACGGCUACCAUGUGGCCAGAGAUGCCACCUUGCUGGACGGGGAGGACUUGCAGCAGAUCGGCAUCCCCGCCACUGGGCACCGCAAAAGGAUCCUGAAUUUGGUGCAUCAGACACGGCUGCUUGGGCAGCCCCUGGGGGCACCCGUGACAGGAGAUGCCCGUCCUCGAGCUGCUGCGGGGAUGGAGGCCCCGGACGUGUCCCGCGGCCCCCACGCACGCGACGAGGCCGUGAAAGGAGAGCCGGGAGGGGCCGCUGACGUCUGUGGGAUGCAGCAACGCGCUGCUGCGCCAGGCCAGGCAUCCCCUCUGGAGAAGGAUCCUGCUCCACCCCUCGCCAGGCCGGUCCCCAAGCCACGGACGGUUUUCCAUCGCUCCAAGCCAGAGCAGGGCUCGGCGCCCACGCCGGCAGCGCGGAGUACGGUGCUGACACAAAGCCCGGACAGCAACAGGACUCCUGGGCCCUUCGUGGUGCUGGAGGGCUUUGUGCCAGGGGAGAGAUCCACGGACCUGGAGAGCCCAGAGCCCAGGCCGGCACAGCAGCCGAGAGCAACCAUGGGUAUAGGAGCAUCCCGGUCAGGAGUGCGGGAGAGCUCCCGGGAGGAGAAACGGCUCCCUGCAGCUGCAGAUCACGGACAAGCCCUGGAAGCCUCAGAAAAGCCCUCGUCACCUGCCCCGUCCGUGCCACCCCGGCUCAGCCACAGGGUCCCCGCGGCCGAGCCCAGCCCAGCGAGUUUGCCGGAGAGUCGUCCCGCAUCCGACCCUUCCCCAUCCGCCACAGCCACCCCCGGCAGGAGAGACCUUUCACCACCCUCUGGGGUGUCCCCACAGCCGGGCUCGGGGCAGGCCAGGCUGGAGAUGGUUUCCAACAUCAUCUACGAAGGACUCAAGCCAUCUUUGGCAUUCACUGCGGACACAGGAGGGGAGGACAGUCCCCAGGGCCGGACUCUCGUGGAGUCUCCAGGUCCAUCCCUGCAGGAGCUGACCUGCCUGGCCGAGAAGCCUGAUCCUGGCUGGCCCAUCGCAGGUCUGCCCCCCAUCCCACAGAGACCAUCCACCAAGCCAGACCUCGGGGAGCCGUUUGUCAGCCCCUACAGCGAGACCAUCUUGGGACACGGGGUCCCUGCCCGGGAUCAGAAGGCUGUGGGCACCCCCUCCAGGCAGAGCUACGAUGGAGAGGCAGAGCUGGAGCUGGAGAGAGAAGCGUGCAGGACGAGCAGCGAGUGCAGCAGUGAUGGGAAGAGCGAGGACGAGGAGACACGAAGCAGGCUCAUCAACCGCAUCAUCCAGAAUGACACCGAGGGCUACUCCACCGUGGAGGCACCACAGGCUGAGGGCACCCAGUUCAGCCUGCCGUCCCACUUGUACCCAGAUGAGGUCCUGGAUGACCUGACCAUCUCCCCCUAUGCGAGCUACACCUCCCUCUCCGAGCCUCGGCCCACCAUGCUCAGAGGCUGGCUGGACAAGCUCUCCCCACAGGGGAACUACGUCUUCCAGAGGCGCUAUGUCCGCUUUGAUGGGAAGAACCUGAUGUACUUCAGCAGUGAGAAGGAGCCCUACCCCAAAGGGGUGAUCCCACUGUCUGUCAUCGAGAUGGCUCGCCCCACCAAAGACAACAAGUUCCAAGUCGUCACCAGCCACCGGAUCUUUGUCUUCCGUGCUGAAAAUGAGGCCCAGAGGAACGAGUGGUGCUCCACUCUGCAGAAGAAGGUAGUGGACCAGCGCUCGGUGGGCACCCGGCCCCGGCCCGCCAACACUGCUCACUGCCAGAAGUCGGGCACCCUGGAGCUGAAGGGGCAGAAGGCCAAGGUGUUUGCAGCCCUGAGCCUACCUGAGAUGUGGCUGUACAAGAGCGAGCAGUUCUUUAAAAUGGGCAUCGGCAUCUGCCUGAUCGAGAUGCGAGGCGCCACUAUCCGGGAGGCCAAGAACCGCAGCUUCGAGCUCAUCACCCCCCUCAAAAUAUUCAGCUUCAUGGCAGAGUCAGAGCGGGAGAAGCGCGAGUGGAUGGAGGCCCUGCAAGAAGCCAUCGCCGAGACGCUCUACGACUACGAGGUGGCGGAAAAGAUCUGGUCCAACAAAGCCAAUAAACACUGUGCAGACUGCCGGGCUCCAAAUCCCGACUGGGCAUCCAUCAACCUGUGUGUGGUCAUCUGCAAGCAGUGCGCAGGGCAGCACCGCAGCCUGGGCUCCAAUAUUUCCAAGGUGCAAAGUCUGAAGCUUGACACCAGCGUCUGGUCCAAUGAGAUUGUACAGCUCUUUAUCGUGCUGGGUAACGACAGAGCCAACCGGUUCUGGGCCGCACGCCUGCCCGCCGCCGAGGCCCUCUGCCUGGACGCGAGCGCUGAGCAGAGACGGGACUUCAUCUCCCACAAGUACCGGGACGGGUGGUACCGCCUGCCCCAUCCCCACUUCACCACCCAGGAUGAUGUGCUGCAGGCACUGUGCGCUGCGGUGGCAGGGCCGGGCCUGCUCAAGACCGUCCUGCAGUUCUUCUCGUCUGCGGAAGCUGGGCUGGCAGCUGAUGCUGGCAUCUGCGAGGUGUCCCCAAGCACUGACCUCUGGGGCCUGGAGAGCAAAAGGCCCAGGAACCACUCAGGCGCCCCGGAGGCGGGCCCGGAGGGUGUCUACAACGAGAUCACGCAGCCGGCGACGCACAGCGACUUCCAACGCGCCUGGUGCUCCCUGGAGAAGGCCCUGCUCUUCUACGAGACCGACAAGUGCACCGAGCCCCUGGGCCACAUCGAGAGCAGGGACCUGCUGUCCCUGGGGGUGAGCAGGGCCGACGCGCUCCCCAGCCCUGGCUCUGCAGAAAGGUUUCGCUACACCCUCGAGCUCUUCCUUACUGGGGACAGAGUGCAGCAGCUGGGGCUCGACGGGCCUGACACGUUGCAGGCCUGGGCCAGCGCCAUCGGCAAGUGGUUCACGCCAGUGAGCUGUCACUGCCUCCUGGGCUACGAGUUCCAGCGCGUGGGCCAGCUGCGCUACAAGUGCAUGCUCAACCCCGAGCAGUGGCAGCAGGCCUUCUUCAUCCUGCAGAAGGCCCACCUCUUCAUCUGCCCCACCGAGGAUGAUGGGGCUGAAGACAGCAUCAACCUGCGGCGGCUGCAGGAGCUCAGUAUGGUCCCCCCGACGGAAACACCGGAGAAGAAGGAGCUGCUGAUCCUGGUGGAGAUGGGGAGGACGUUUUACCUGCAGGGCCUGUCGCGGGCAGACUCGGCCGCAUGGUACACAGACAUCCAGGCGUCGGCAGGCGGCCGGGGCAAUGCACUGCGGGACCAGCAGCUGAGCCGCGGGGACAUCCCCAUCAUCGUGGACAGCUGCAUCGCCUUCAUCACGCAGUACGGACUACGGCACGAGGGGAUUUACCGCAAGAAUGGAGCCAAGUCCCGGAUCAAGGUACUAAUGGAGGAGUUUCGGCGGGAUGCGCGCAACGUCAAACUGCGCAUCAGCGACAACUUCAUUGAGGACGUCACGGAUGUGCUGAAGAGGUUCUUCCGAGAGCUUGAGGAUCCUGUCUUCACCCUGGAGCUGCACCCACAGUGGAAGGAGGCUGCAGCAAUCUCCUCCAAGCCCCAGCGCCUGGAGCGGUACAAGGAGCUCAUUCAUCGCCUGCCUCGCCUCAACCACAAGACCCUGGCUGCGCUGAUCGGGCAUCUCUACCGAGUGCAGAAAUGCGCCGACCUCAACCAGAUGAGCACCAAGAACCUGUCACUGCUCUUUGCGCCCAGCCUCUUCCAGACUGAUGGCAAAGGGGAGCACGAGGUCAAGGUGAUGGAAGACCUCAUCGACAACUAUGUCAGCAUCUUUAACAUUGAUGAGGACCAGGUAUCCCAGAUGGAUCUGGAGAACAGUCUGAUCACCACCUGGAAGGACACCCAGCUCUCACAGGCAGGAGACCUCAUCAUCGAGGUUUACCUGGAGCAGAAGCUGCCUGACUGCUGCGUCACGCUGAAGGUGUCCCCCACGAUGACAGCAGAGGAGCUCACCAACCAGGUGCUGGAGAUGCGCAACGUGGCAGCCAGCCUGGAUAUCUGGCUGACCUUUGAAGCCCUGGAGAAUGGGGAGCUGGAGCGGCCCCUGCACCCCAAGGAGAAGGUGCUGGAGCAGGCCUUGCAGUGGUGCAAGCUCCCAGAGCCCAGCAGCGCCUACCUGCUGGUGAGGAAGGUCCCCAUCGGCGAGGGCAGCUGUCUCUUCACAGGUGCCAAGCGCGAGACUCCCAAGUGUGGGCUGCUGAAAUGCCGCGAGGAGCCCCCCAAGCUGCUGGGAAACAAGUUUCAGGAGCGUUACUUCGUCAUCCGGGAGCGGAAGCUGCUGCUGCUCAAGGAGAAGAGGAGCGCCAAGCCGGAGCGAGAGUGGCUCCUGGACGCAGCCAAGGUUUACAUGGGCAUUCGGAAGAAGCUGAAGCCUCCAGGCCAGUGGGGUUUCACUCUGACCCUGGACAAGCAGCAGCUGUACCUGGUGUGCUCGGGGCAGGCUGAGCUGUGGGACUGGACCACCAGCAUCCUCAAGGCUCAGCACGAUGACCUGCGCCCCGUGAUCAUGCGCCGGCGUUCCUCGUCCGACCUUGCCAAGCAGAAGUUCGGCACGAUGCCACUGGUGCCCCUCCAUGGGGACAGCACCGACGCCACCAUGCUCUCUGCCAACCAGACCUUGCGCCGCCUGCACACGCGAAGGACUUUGUCCAUGUUCUUUCCCAUGAAGAUGCACCAGGACUCUCUGGAGGAGCAGCAGGAAAAGGAGAUGGACACAGAACCUGUCUAUGAGGAAGUGGGCAACUUCUCCGAGCUGGGCUCACUGGAGCUGGACCAUGAACUGCUGGCAGGCCUGUCAUCUAUCCCCUCCGUGGCCAGGUCCAGGAAGCCAUCCCCAGUCUCUGAGCAGUCCCCGACUCCAGCACUGCGCUCUUCAAUGCCCACCAACCCAGCCCAGAGGGUCUCAGGUCCUGUUGUCACCAAAGCCCUGUCCCUGGAAAGGGGCUUGAACCUCGAGUGUGACAAAAGCCCAGCCCACAGAGGGUCCACUGUGCUCAGACCCACCAAAACAGCCUCUCUUGAGAGGAACCUGGAACCUUCUCUAGCACUAGCUGUGGACCAGGGCCAGGUGCCCAUACAACAGAGCAAUCCCGGUCCCAGCACAGAGACAUCCCUGGAAAUUCCUAAGAAGAGAAACAUUCAGCCUUCCUCACCCAUCAACAACAAACUGAUCCAGGAGCUCAGCAGCAUCAUCCUCAAGAAGAACGAAAGCCAGGCCCCAGGAUCAGAACUAGGAGCAGGACCGGCGCCGGGGCCGGGGCCAGGGCCAGGCCAGCAGGUAACAUGACCUGCCAUGCCAAAUGGGUGGCCACGUGACCUGGAGUGGCAAGGGGACAAGUCACGUCACGCGGCAGGUACCUGGGCAAGGGGUGCUGGGUACCAAGCGAUCCCACAUCGAGGCACCUAUGUUGUCCCUCCUCCUGGCCUAAGCGCAGAGCCAGACUGGGAGCCGAGGCAAGGCUGGCCCUGGGGGACCA
Messenger RNA from Tinamus guttatus (white-throated tinamou), 5622 nucleotides. NCBI's taxonomy places the organism in Eukaryota, Metazoa, Chordata, Aves, Tinamiformes, Tinamidae. The record is from RefSeq and is a predicted model, not a curated record.